CGGGGCGGGCGAGGGCGGGGCGCGGUCGGACGGACGCCGGGGCGGCGGCCGCGUCGGUGGGGCCGGCGGGUGGCGGCGGCGCGAUGCUGCAGUUGCGGGACACGGUGGACUCGGCGGGCACAAGCCCCACGGCGCUGCUGGCGGCCGGCGAGGAUGCGGGAGCGGGCCGGCCGGGGACGAGCACGCCGCUGCGCCAGACGCUGUGGCCGCUGAGCGUCCACGACCCGACACGCCGCGCCCGCGUCAAGGAGUACUUCGUGUUCCGGCCCGGCACCAUCGAGCAGGCGGUGGAGGAGAUCCGCGCCGUCGUGCGACCCGUGGAGGACGGCGAGAUCCAGGGGGUGUGGCUGCUGACCGAGGUGGACCACUGGAACAACGAGAAGGAGAGGCUGGUGCUGGUCACCGAUCAGUCACUGCUCAUCUGCAAGUAUGACUUCAUCAGCCUUCAGUGCCAGCAGGUGGUCAGGGUGGCGCUCAGCGCGGUGGACACCAUCUCCUGUGGAGAGUUCCAGUUCCCUCCGAAGUCGCUCAACAAGCGAGAAGGCUUUGGGGUUCGCAUUCAGUGGGACAAGCAGAGCCGCCCUUCUUUCAUCAACAGAUGGAACCCCUGGUCCACAAAUAUGCCCUAUGCUACCUUCAUAGAACACCCGAUGGCUGGCAUGGACGAGAAGACUGCGUCUCUGUGCCAUUUGGAAAGCUUCAAGGCUCUCCUGAUCCAAGCUGUCAAGAAAGCCCAGAAGGAAAGCCCACUGCCAGGACAGGCGAAUAGCGUGCUGGUGCUGGAGCGUCCACUCCUCAUCGAGACCUACGUGGGGCUCAUGUCCUUCAUUAACAAUGAAGCCAAGCUGGGUUACUCCAUGACCAGGGGCAAGAUAGGCUUCUAGUCUUCGUGGAGGGACGCAGUGUGCCACCUCAAGCUACCCACUGCGGUUGGAGAGAACACAGGCAUGGUCCCUUUAGGUGCCUGAUUAGAAUAGUCAAGCGAAUUAUAUAUAUAUAUUUAGUUGGAUAUUGGACACCUUGGCAACAUGAUAUAUGAAGGCAGAAAUACUGGCUGUCCCUAUGCCACCGUGUUCCUUCCAUAACUCCACAUAAAUGUUUUCUCCAGUGUCCCUGCUGGGCUUGUUCUUCCUGCUCUGCCUCUCCAGCAUGCUGAGCAGAAUGUGCCCGCCCACUUCUGCUGAACACAAACUGUUGGACACUGGGCGGAGCAGAGUGACCCGUGCCUGCACUGCUGAUGCACUUGCAUUACCCCCUUGCCCCCCCCCCACUGCCCUUCAAGUUUUGUAUUUUGAAAUUCAGCCCGUUUUUUAAAAGCUAAAUACAAUAGCAGUCAGCAGACCAGUUACAAGAAAGACAGCCUGCCUGGCCACUCCUAGCGAAACUGCUCUUCCGUGAAUAUGUUUGACCUGAAGUCACACUUUGCAAACUAAUCCAACUUGUGUUAAUACAGCAGUUUUCCUAGGCCCAGGGACAGUCAGUCUCAUGACAUAAUCCAGGCCCUUCUGGAAGUCAUGGUGGUGGGUUUUUAUCAUCCUGUCUCUGUUUAAAAGGGACUGAGUGGUUUGGUUUAAAAAGUGCAUGUUUAUAAUAAGCAGACCAGCCUGCAUCCCCCUGGCCCCAGAUGCCAUCAGCCCCACCGAGCUUUGCUGAGCUUCACCACGCCAGCCACACACGGUUUCCCCUGUGGCUCUAGCACCUGUCAGUACACUGUAGAUGCUGGCCUGUCAUUCGAUACCUCUGCUGCAGCUUUAAGUUAACCAUGGAUGUGACCAGAAUGACCUCAGAUGCAUCUGGUCUUUGUCCUCUGCUUUUGGUCUUGUAGUAAAGAUGCUGAAAACCAAAUGAAGUCGCUCCUUU
Chionomys nivalis (European snow vole) is the source of this 1860-nucleotide messenger RNA. RefSeq names its product tumor protein p63 regulated 1 like (gene Tprg1l). Gene Ontology annotation, cellular component: cytoplasm; synaptic vesicle. Bases 84 to 884 code for a protein of 266 amino acids. NCBI's taxonomy places the organism in Eukaryota, Metazoa, Chordata, Mammalia, Rodentia, Cricetidae. The record is from RefSeq and is a predicted model, not a curated record. The transcript has 4 exons.